UCAAUGGCAGAUAUAAACGAAUGUGGUAUGUCUCUACAAAAGCGAACUAUAUUAAGAGAAAGUUCAUUGCUUAUUAGUCUGGCUACUGAUUUUGAAAACGAAUACUGCGAAUCUAAAACGAAUGCUAGAACUAUAUCGAAAGCAGCAAUAUCAAAUCAUGUUCUAGAGAACCCUUGGCGACCACGGCUACCCGUAGAUGCGAAGCCUUUUCGCAGGAAAUUCAAAGAAUCAAGUGAAAAAUUACCCUUACUGAACAAGGUGUCUGAAGCUGUUAGCGAUAAUAACAAUAACUGUGCAACUACCCCUGCUGCACUAAGCAACCAACUUCCAGUCUUAAAAGACGAGUUCAAAUGCAACAUUUGUAGCCAGGUGUUUCUGUCUGACGAUGCGUUGACCACACAUAUGAGUCGACAUUCAAAAACUGCACGUUAUUCCUGUAACGAAUGCGGCAAAACAUUCUCACAGCUGCGCAACUUCAAGUACCAUAUGUCGAUUCACAGAGGCACUAGAGAGUUUGCAGCGACAUGCACUGUUUGUGGAAAGUAUUUCAACGACAGAGGAUACCUAAGCAGUCAUAUGAAAAUACAUAGAAAUCGUAAGGAAUACAAAUGUUCGCAAUGUCCGAAAUCUUUCAAUCAGCGUGUCGCUUAUAACAUGCACGUAAGAAUACAUACAGGUGUGAAGCCUCAUGUGUGCGAUCAGUGCGGCAAAGCGUUUUCCCGUAAGAUGCUCCUGAAGCAACAUCAGCGCACACAUUCGGGCGAACGACCUUACGCCUGUCCGCACUGCGACAAGCGGUUCGCUGACAGAUCCAACAUGACCCUCCACCUAAGACUCCAUACUGGUGUGAAGCCAUUUUCGUGUACGCUAUGUCCAAAAUCGUUUACGAAGAAACAUCAUCUUAAAUCUCAUUUAAACUUUCACACUGGUUCUAAGCCCUAUUCUUGCCCGCGUUGUAAGCUCGCAUUCACACAAUCUUCGAACAUGCGAACCCAUUACAAGAAAUGUACGGUCGCUGAUCCUAAUGACAAUUCUGAGUUGCCACCUCAAAAUUAGGAAAAUUAUUUCAGUUAUUUCACGGAAUUAUUUAUUUGUAUCACUUAAUAAAGUCUUAAACGAAGUGCAAAUAUUGUCACGUUUAUUUAACUUUAUUUAUAUUUGAAUUAUUAUAAUUGUUUAAAUUAAUUUAUGACUUUCAGUUUUAUUAAAUCGAUUCUUGUAAUAUCAAUUGCCGUAAGAUAAAUGAUCAAAUCUAGCAUUUCGAUCCCUGUCUAGGUCCGAAUGAAUCCAUGAAUCCUUAAGGUUUUUCCCUUCAUUUAUUCUUAAUAAAAUUAAUAUUCAUUUCUUAAAAUCUACACUGGUGGUAGGGUAUUUUAUGAGCCAGCACAGGUAGGUGCCACCACCCUGCCUAUUUCUCCGUAAAGCAGUAAUGCGCUUUGGUUUGAAGGGUGGGGUAGCUAUUAUACAAUGAAACUGAGUCUUAUAACUCGUGUCUCAUCAUUAUCAUCGCGGUAUCUACGAUCUUGAUGUCUAUGGGCUCCGAGAACCACUUAACACCAGGUAAGCUCGUGGACGUAAAAAGUACAUUUUAAAAUGGCGUUACAAUUAUCCCUCAUAACCAAAAAAACUCCAUGUUAUUAAAUUAAUUUAAAAAAAUGUUUUUUAUGUUAAUUCUCUGGAAUAUGUCAGUAUAUCCUGAGCUAGCUACCUUUCAUCUUAUUUAUUGUUUUGAAGUGUUUAAUUUAUAUCAUAGUUAUUUUAUAAGAGCCUAUUUAUAAUUAUAUUCAAUGCGUCAAGUAUGUA
Messenger RNA from Bombyx mori (domestic silkworm), 1803 nucleotides. Its product is annotated as zinc finger protein 239. The coding region runs from base 4 to 1056 and encodes 350 amino acids. The record is from RefSeq and is a predicted model, not a curated record. The transcript is spliced from 6 exons. NCBI's taxonomy places the organism in Eukaryota, Metazoa, Arthropoda, Insecta, Lepidoptera, Bombycidae. Gene Ontology annotation, biological process: regulation of gene expression. Gene Ontology annotation, cellular component: nucleus.